Molecule: messenger RNA, 11817 nt
Organism: Aricia agestis (brown argus)
Lineage: Eukaryota; Metazoa; Arthropoda; Insecta; Lepidoptera; Lycaenidae
Gene: bchs
Product: WD repeat and FYVE domain-containing protein 3
Exons: 55
Coding region: 316-11031 (3571 amino acids)
Molecular function (GO): metal ion binding; protein binding
Source: RefSeq, a predicted model, not a curated record
AAAUUAUUGGCAACAAAAAUCGAAAAAUUACUGUGGGCGUACAGCGUAAUUUUUGUAUUGGAAAAAUUCAUUGAACCAAAAAUAUUUAUUUACAAGGAAUUGAUUUUUAGAUCGUGGGCUAAAUAAUAAUCGAGUGAUGAGGAAAACAAGAAGAAACCGAUAUGUCGUUUUUUUGUUUAAAUAAAAAAUGUAUUUCAUCCAAACCAUCUAAAUAAAAUAGCGAGAAUGUGUUAAAAUUACACAGAAUAAAUAAAAGUGAUUCACAACAUGUUUUUACAAAAAUCUAUUUGUUUUUGAUCAUCUGAAGUUCCCAUUAUGAAUUUGAUGCGCAAAUUACGUGGGGCUUCGGCCUCUACGUCUUCAGAAUCAGCAGAGGCAGCCAGUACUUCAUCCCACGUCCAACUGGGUCUAAUGCACCUGAAAAAAUUGUUUGCCGAAUACACUCACCCUCCACAGCCACUAUCCGAAUCUGAGAAGGAUGAUAAGUUGUAUAAUAUGUUGCCACUAUUUUGCAAGGUUUUCGGUACCAGUCCUAGCAGUGAUAUGAAUGAAAAAUUUUGGGAUAUACUAUCAUUUUGUCAACAAGUUUCCAAAUUAAUGGUAUCAGAAAUAAGGAAGAGAGCGAGCAAUCAGAGCACGGAGGCUGCUAGUUGUGCUAUAGCAAAGUUUUUGGAAAUAGAGAACUCUGAAGAGUCAAGCAACGGUUGGAUGUUACUGUCAACCCUAAAUUUACUAGCAGCUGGGGACCAUUCUCUUAUACAGGUCAUGACAACAGCGGCUAUUCCCUCAACCUUAGUCAAAUGUCUAUAUUUAUUCUUUGAUUUGCCGGAAAUACCUGAAUCUGAAGCAGACAUCCAGGAUGAUAACAGUGAAUUUACUCCUAGAGAAAGACGAAUAUUGCUUCAAAAGAUUUUUGUUCAGGUGCUUGUGAGACUAUCCAGUCACCCAUUUCCCUGUGAAGAGUUGGCGAGGAAAGAUGACUUAAGUUUGCUCUUCUCUGCUAUUACAUCUUGGUGUGCUCCGUAUAAUAUUAUGUGGAGAAAGUCUGCUGCAGAAGUGCUGAUGACAUUGUCUAGACAUGGAUUAACACCAGCUGUUGUGCAAUACAUACACAAUAAAGGAUGUGUUGCAUUGUGCAUAGAAAAUAUGCAAAAAAUACCAGAAUUGACACCAUUAGAGGUGGUGGAGAUGUUUGUAGCAGUGUUUUGUUUUCUGAAAGAUUCCAGUGAAGUUAGUCAACUGCUCUUAGAUGAUUUCAGAUCAUGUCAAGGAUAUUUGUUUCUAUCAGAAUUUCUUCUAAAACAUCAACAUCAAGGUGACCCUGAUCUUUUGACUAAUGGGCUGGAAGAGGAAAGAGUGAGCGGGACAGAAGCCAGAGCUGCUUUGCGGAAUUUGGUUCUAAUGAUAUCGUCGCUCUGCGCCUGUGGGUUCUCAGAGCUAAGACCAACUCGGGCUAACACAGAACUAUUCCAACUGCAAGGUUUUGUACUGCCUCAGCCGUCAGCUGCGGGACAGGCAGUAAGGAAUGUUCAAGCAUUUCAGGUUCUGCAGUCUGUGUUUUUAAAGUCCACUUCCCCAGCUUUAUGCUGCACUAUUCUUGAUGCGAUUUCGAGCGUAUAUCACGCCGAUAACGCUAAUUAUUUUAUACUAGAAAACCAAAACACACUGAGUCAGUUCUCCGAGAAAAUCUACAUGAAAAAUGCUGAAAUACAAGAGAAGUUCUUUGAACUACUAGAGUUUAUAGUUUUUCAACUAAAUUUUGUACCUUGUAAGGAAUUGAUAUCGUUGUCGCUGCUGCUCAAAGCUAAUAAAUCAAAGAGCUGUAGUAUUUUGUGUAUAAAAACUCUUCUAAAUAUUCUUAAGCACAACCCCAUCUUCAAAGACGUAUACCGGGAAGUGGGGAUGCUCGAAGUAUUCGUGACGUGUCUCACGCGCUACGCCGUCUAUCUCAAGGACAAACAACUCCUGGAGGAGGAAAAAGCUAAACAAGAUGGCGACCGGGCGAACGAAAUGGCGGGCUCGCCGAAAGUUCCAGAGAGGAGAAAAAGACAGUCGCGUCAGGAUUCCCUGAUCCAGGAUCCAAAUGCUGAUACCGAGGAGGAAGAACUGGGGUCUCUCGUCAUGGACGGCUUGACGGCACUGCUGAAUGGCAACGUCAACAACUGCAACGUGUUUCGGGAGUGCGGAGGAGCGAAGUGCGUACACGGCAUGGUCAUACACGAGUCCUGCAGGAGUAAGGCGUUGGGUGUGGUUCGCGAGCUAAUAGUGAGCGGUUCGGGCGAAGAGGACAUGGCGGCGCUGUUGUGCGGCAUGCACGCCGCGCCCGCCAGCGCCGCGACGCUCAAGCUGCACGUGCUGCGUGCGCUGCUCGUGUGUCUACGUGACUCGCACCGCACUAGGACUAUAUUUAGAAAGGUCAGCGGUUUCGUCUAUGUGACCGGUGUGCUGGUUUCACUGGAAGGGAAGUUGAAAGGUGAUGAACCUAUGGAUCGGGAUAUGUUGCAACUUAUCCACAUAGUGUUCUACACUAUCAGCACAGCCAUGAGAUUUGAGCCGGCAAAUGCAAAGUUUUUUCAUCAUGAGAUAUGUAUGACGACACUAUAUGAGACCAUACGCCUGUUGGGCUGUUUCACCGACGAUACGGAACUCCUGAAUGACACAGAACCCGGUGAUCCAGAACUGUAUGAGGUGUUUCAUGAGAUAUUCACAGGAAACAUCUUAGAAAUGACAUUUCCCGACAAAGUUCCUGCGGUGUUUGUGCACGCGUGUGUAGUGCUGCGGCUACUGUACGAUGUAGCGUUGGACGCGUUCGACAAGCCUAAUUUCUGCGGCUCGCUGGACGUCAAAUCGCCCAGUUUGACGAGACAGGGUUCGGCAAUUAAUGAGAUCAAACCGGCCGGUCGUGCUACAUCGUUAAAUCUGACAUCAGGCGGCUCAAACAAUGAGGCGUGGAUAGUGCACUCGGGCGUCGUGAUCGUUCUGGCCAAACUGCUGCCCGCUAUGCCCCGCCCACCCGAGCACGAGAAACAUGCGAGAGCUAUUAGAGACUAUCUCGCGCAUGUUUUGAAGAGCCUUGUGAGGAGUGAGCGCAAUCAACAAGUAAUGUGCGGCGCCGGCCUGGCUGGCGUGGUUUUGCGUGUGUGUGGGUGUGCGUUACGAGCGGAGCGUCAUCCGCUUCACGCGCCCGCCAUGUACGUGCUCGAGCGUCUUGCCGCGCACGCGCUGCGUCCGCAUGAACUCAGGGAUUUUCUUCGAAUGGGCAAUCCAUUGAAUUGCCAAGCUCCCGAGCCCGGGCAAGUGUGGCAACCUGGUGGGCCGGUGCCUCUUACGAGAAUCAAAACAUUAGUGUCUAUGACCACACCUCGCGAUUACAGGUCACAAAAUUCGUGCACUCUUCCGCCAUUCGUGGAAUUCGACAUGUCUGCCGAAGGUUUUGGAUGUCUGUAUCUACCGAGCAUAGCGCCGCAGUCUGCAAAUUUGAACGCAUUGGGCACGCAAGAUACAGCUACACUCGGCGGCAUUGGAUCAGGUGACCGAGUCUUCCCGCCGCAAACCGGCCUCACAUAUUCCACGUGGAUAUGCGUGGAGAAGUACUCCGACCCGCGUACCGACCCGCACUGCGUCCGCCUGCUGACGCUCGUACGCAACAUCAACAACAGCCGCGACGAACACCUCGUAUGUCUGACGGUUGUGUUAUCUGCCAGAGAUAAGGCGAUUAUCGUGUCGACACAAGAGACUCUGGUUCCGCAUAACGUGGGCGAGUGGGAGCCGGAGGGCACGGGCGAGUGCGGCGCGCGCGUGUGGUGCCCGGACCUGCAGCAUGAGGGACAGUGGCACCAUCUCGCGCUGCUCUUCAACCGCGCUGUACUCAAGAACUCCUCGUUCUCGCUGUAUCUUGAUGGCCAGCACAUGCACUCGGGCAAGCUGCACUACGUGAGCGCGAACCCGGGUGGCGGCGCGGCGACGUUGUCGGGCGCGUCGAGCGUAUACUGCGUCGUGGGCACCCCGCCGCAGUGGCGUCGCUACUCGCGCCUCGUGUGGAGGCAGGGGCCCGCUCUGCUCCUAGAAGACGUGCUACCAGCUCAGACGAUAUCAGUAAUUUAUCAGCUCGGUCCUCACUACGUAGGCACAUUACAAGCUCCUAUGUUACCUGGACCUAACCAAGAACCGCUUGCGCCGUUGAUCGCAGAAGAGAAAGUAGUUUUUGGCAUAAACGCCCGUGCUUUAUCUCAAUUGACUCUAGCUAAGAUACGCAAAGUUUACAGCAAGAAUGAUAAUAAAGCUAUAGCGAAACAGCUCGGCAUGUCGUCCCAUGAGAAUGCGACUCCUAUAAGGAUCCUACAUAACUCCGCUGGUCAUCUUAUGGGGCCGGCGCGGUGCUUGGGUGGCACUGUUGUUGGCUAUUUGGGCGUGAGGGUAUUCUGUCCCAAGCCUGCAGCUAUAAUGAUUGAUACCGUUGGUGGAUGUUCAGUUCUUUUGGGGCUAAUAGCAAUGGCCCAAGACGUAGAGUGUUUGUAUGCUGGUGUCAAGGCACUAGUAUGCGUGGUACGGUCCAACAAAGCGGCUCAAGCCGAGAUGGACCGGCGAAAAGGUUAUCAAACAUUAGCCAUGUUAUUGAAAAGGAAGAAGCAACUGCUCAACUCACACAUAUUGCAUUUAGUAUUUGGACUUGUCGGUACAGUUGAUAGCCAGAAAGAAACGUCGUCGAUUCCAAAUUUAACAGCAUUUCAGGAUCUCAUCUGUGACUUGGAAGUCUGGCUCGGGGCACCGGGUGGUCUUAUUAAAUCCUUACUGGAGCAUCUACUGGAACUAGCCACGGAAACCGCACACAGAACGCACAAUCUCCGCACAAUGAGGGAACUUCAGUUGGUCCCGAAAAUUCUCUACAUAGUCAAUGACGUCAAAGUCGCAAGCACAAAGAACGUUCUUAUACACCUACUAACUGCCCUCCUAGGGGGUCAGCCUAGACCCAGCGACCUGUUAUGCUUGGGUCAAUUUAUGGCGUACACUUUACCACUUCCGUCGCAAACAGAGAAAGAAAUAGACAUAAAAGAUGGUGAAUUUGACACCGAAGGCGAAUGUGACAGUAUUAUUUUAAGAAAUAAAUGCCUGAGUGUACUACAUGGUCUGCUGUUUACACAGAGGAAUUUAGUUAAUUCCAUUGUAUGCGAGGAGAUAUCGAGAGUGCUCGGUAUGGAUUGGCUGCUCAGUUUCAUGCAAGAGAAUGUUCACCCGAGCUCUGUGCUGUGGGCUCUGAGAAUACUGGUUAUUCUCUGCUCAGGACAAGGCCAACAGUCCGGUAUAUUACAACGAUUUCGUGAGGGUGCGGGCACGGGCGGAUGGUUGCGUCACACGGAGCCGGCUGCGCGCGCUGCGGGCGUACUACUGGCGGGCACGCAGCCGGCACCUAACUCGCAUCUGCACGCUCCGUUGUUAUACAUGCCUGGAUUUACGUUGCUCGCAUGGUCGUGUCUAUACCACCUCGAUAUACCAGAGUUAUACUACUUACUAUUCGGCCUGGCUUUGGGCCAGCCGGCGCGAGCCACGGCUGGGGAACGCGCCCUAAGUGUCGAGCGUGUAUGGGCGGCGGCGUGGGGUGCAGCCGCACCGCAGCGGCAAUCCGCAGCGGCGCUUGCAGCAAGAAUAUCGUUGAGUCCCGAGCCCGUAGUGAUAUUACUCGCGGCUGCGCGUGCGCUCGUCCACGAUCCUGCACGCACAGGCCCGGACGCGCCGGCGUGGAGGGCCGACCAUCCGCUAGCUAUUGUCCAGGUUCUCUUCUCUCUAUACAACACAUUACCGGAUUUCGUGACUCUAGUGAUGAGUGCCGAAGUUCUUACGGCACUGGCCUCGAUACUCUUUCCACCAAACACAACGGAUGAUAUACACAUGCCGGCCAUAUGCGAGAGCGGCGACAGUUCUGGCGCGUCGACGCCGGGUACGGAGGACCCGCCCGCUCUGGGUGCGGGCGCGGCGCUCACCACGCACCCCGUGCGUACCGCUGUCAUGGACUUCCUGCGCGUCGUCGUGUUAGACUCGCUACCGUUGAGCGUGUCGGCUAAGUCUGCACCGACCGCUGACACAGUGCAAGCGACAAUGUUUUGUACGCCAUGUAGUUUCGCCACGUCAAGAUCGUAUUUCUUUAGCGUAAUCGAUCUUGUAUUGGAUGCAUCACCUGUAAAUUCAACAAGUCAACAACAAAUAGAAUAUCAAACAGAGGUUUUGACGACAAUAAUGGAAAAUCUACUGAACACGGAACUAUUUAGUUCAGAGACUAAUAUAUCUAAUGUUUGCUACUUGGCUGCAAGGCUAGUUGAUAAACUAUGGCAGGGGCAACUUUCGAGAGAUCCACAUGAGGUAUUUGAUUUCUUAGUAAAAUUACUAACUCAAGCGAAAAAGAAGUCAUCUGUAAUAUCAUUGGAAGGCCUACAUCAUUGCCUCAAUCGGGCAAUUCUGUAUUUAUUGUCGCGCUCCACUGAGUCUAUUGCUGACCAAAUGUCGGUUUUGGAAGCUUUACAUAAACUGACUACAAAUAGGUUACUAAUAUUUGGAGCGGGUAAUCAUGAGCCAGAAUUUAUUGGCUGUUUAACUUACUGCUUGCUGCAACUGAGCGCAAAUAUGAAGAUUGCUCUGGACUCGCACAUGCGUACCACGUGGCAUGUUAAUCCUAGUGGAGAUUUGGAGUCACAGGAUGACAAACUUACAGCCCAUCAAGGUCGUAAUCUAAUGGCGGGUGCGGCGCGGCGUGUAUGGGAGGAGCUAUAUGCGUGCAAGAAGCCCGCUAUAGAGGAGGUGUUCAAGGUCACGCUCGCUUGCGGCGCCGCGAAAGCACCCGCGUUACCGGCCGUACGAGACCAAAUCGCAGACGCCGCCGCUAAACUGUGGCUCGCCUAUCUAGACGCUGAGAGGAAGGCUGUUUAUCGCGUACCAUGGGAGCUACAUAACCAAAUACAGUCGAAGAUACAGAAGGUGACCGGUGGGCUGACUCGACUAGCGUCGCGGACUAAAGUCAAGAAAGAAGAAUCAGUGAAACAGAGAUCUCAUCUGCCCCGAGAACACGCUCUAGCGUAUAUGCAGGAUCAUGUUCAAUUAGUGAGGGCCGCAUGGGUGAGCGGUGCGGCGGCGCGGGCCAGCACGGCUGCGCAUACAACACGUUACGUACAAGCAGAAUGGGCCAGCGCAUGGCGGGAGUUGGUUCGAGAGCGAGGUCUGUGGGGACCGCCCACCGCGUCGCCGCUCGACAAGUGGGCGUUACACUGCACCGAGGGGCCCGCGCGCAUGCGCAAACAACUGCGCCGCAACCCCGCCUUCUACACGCACUACCCGCAUCGCCCGGAGCUUGAGCGCUCUAACAACAAACAACUGAAAUACAAAGUGGCGCAGAGCCGAGACAGUAAGGAGUACUACAGAGUGUACCAACAGUGGCGCAGCGUCAGCACCUACGGCGAAACCGACGUUAUAGAGACGACAGAAAUACAGAGCUAUGAAGAAGAUAUUAACACAUCCACGAAUAAAGAACAAAUCUCCAUAGAAGUAGCCAAUGAAGAUGGUUCGCCUUCGGAUUUAGUUAGCAGCGGUGUCGUGAGCAAAGGGACGAUCCAGUCAAUAGAUGCAAACGAAGAUGGACCAGACGUUGAAGAUGAGGAUGAACAGCAACCUCUGCCUCCGGACAACCAGACACUACUCAGGCUGUUGGAACACCAUGAAAAGAUAUCACACAUGUUCAGAUGUGCUCGUAUACAAGGUCUCGAUACCACGGAAGGUCUUUUGCUGUUUGGUCGGGAGCAUUGCUACGUCAUCGAUGGGUUCACUCUCCUAAGAAAUAGAGAGAUAAGAGACUUGGACGGAUGUCCUGAGGACUACGAGCCAAUAUUACCUAGUCAGGGCAUUCAGCGCAGCAACCAGAGACAAUGCUCUAAGUUCUUAUACGAGGACAUAAGGGAAGUACACAAGAGAAGAUAUCUACUGCAACCAAUAGCACUCGAAGUUUUUUCCAGUGACGGUCGUAAUUACUUACUCGCUUUCCCGAGGAAAGUUAGAAAUAAGGUAUAUAGCCGGUUCACGGCGCUAGCGACGGGCAUGGCGGACAGUGCGGCGGGCUCGGUGGCGGGUCAGCGUCGCGGCGUGGCUGUCGAGCAACCCGCUGGGUUACUGGCCUCGCUCAUCGGUGACACCUCUGUUACGCAGCGGUGGCUGAGAGGAGAAAUAACGAACUUCCAAUACCUGAUGCAUUUGAAUUCUCUGGCGGGUCGAUCCUACAACGAUCUCAUGCAGUACCCAGUGUUCCCGUGGAUCCUCGCUGACUACGAUUCGUUGGAGUUAGAUCUUACUAAUCCCGCCACGUUUCGUGAUCUCACAAAGCCAAUGGGUGCUCAGAGUCCAGAUAGGCUUGAGCAGUUUAGGAAACGAUAUAAGGAAUGGGACGAUCCUCACGGUGAAACUCCACCAUAUCAUUACGGCACGCAUUAUUCUUCAGCCAUGAUAGUAUGCUCUUACCUGGUACGAAUGGAACCGUUUACUCAACAUUUUCUAAGGCUCCAAGGUGGCCAUUUUGACUUGGCGGACAGAAUGUUCCACUCCAUUAAAGAAGCAUGGAACUCAGCAUCUAAACACAAUAUGGCAGAUGUGAAAGAAUUAAUACCGGAGUUCUUUUACUUGCCCGAAUUCCUACUCAACUCUAACAAUUUUGAUUUAGGGUCCAAACAGUCUGGCGUCGCUCUAGGCGAUGUCGUCUUACCGCCGUGGGCUCGCGGCGAUCCGCGCGAAUUCAUACGCGUGCACCGCGCGGCGCUUGAGUCCGACUACGUGUCGCACCGCCUGCAUCACUGGAUAGACCUCGUGUUCGGGUAUAAACAGGCCGGCCCACCCGCUGUCGAGGCCUGCAAUGUGUUCCACCAUCUGUUCUACGAAGGAAAUGUCGAUAUUUACAAUAUCGAUGAUCCACUAAAGAAGAAUGCUACAAUCGGAUUUAUUAACAACUUCGGCCAAAUACCAAAGCAGCUUUUCAAAAAAGCGCACCCGAGCAAAAAGAUGUCCCAACGAAGUUCCACAAUACUAGAUCCGAAUAAUAUUAUACCAUCCCAAGGCAUCACUCCGCCUGAGAAGUUGUUCUUCCAUAACUUAGAGAAUUUAAGGCCUUCUUUGCAGCCAGUCAAAGAGGUAAAAGGUCCUGUCGGUCAAAUCCUUUACACGGACAAGGCUAUACUGGCAGUGGAACAGAAUAAAGUGUUGAUGCCGCCAACCUACAACAAAUACGUGGCGUGGGGCUUCGCGGACCAUUCCCUGCGUAUCGGCAACUAUGAUAAUGAUAAGGCUGUAUUCGUUUGUGAGUCCGUCGCGCAGGCUUGCGGGGAAAUCGUCGCGUGCGUCUGUUUGUCCGAUAAGACCAUUGUCACGGCUGGUACCAGCACUGUGGUGACAGUAUGGCAGUACUGGGCGCGCCGGCGGAAGCUAUCAGUAAAGACGUGCCUGUACGGGCACAGCGACGCGGUCACGUGUUUGGCGGCUAGCCCCGCCUACAACCUCGUCGUGAGCGGCAGUCGCGACGGUCUGCUAUUAGUGUGGGACGUAGAACGCGGCGCGUACGUACGCCAGUUGAAACCGCCCAUCGCGACCGUAUCGCUGCCGCCCGUGUCCGCGCUGGCUAUUGAUGAUAUCACGGGUGACAUAGCGACGUGUGCGGGCAGCUGGCUGCACGUGUGGUCUAUCAACGGCACGCUGUUGGGCGGGGCAGACGCCGGCGGCGAGCGCGCGCAGAUCCUGUGCGUCGCAUUCAGCCAGACGCGAGAGUGGGACCCGCUCAACGUGGUGAUUACGGGCUCCGGUGAUGGCGUUGUUAGGAUGUGGUCUAUUGAAUACGUUCUGAAGACGGAUGAUCACGAUACUACGGCAGAAAUUGAUGAAGCUGACAGUUUACAAAAAGACAAAACUUUGGAGAGCGGUGAGCAGACCACCCUCGAGAUCGAUAGCGUAGACAAAGAAGACGAAUCACAGAGCAAAACGGAAACUGAGUCAGAGAGGGACGCAGCAUUAAAGAGGGUGGAAGCAUUGGUGAAACAAAUGAGUUUGUCACAGGAACAAGAAGUACAUUUAACGAAAUCUGGAUCGGAGAGUUCUUUAUCGGACGUGGGAGAGACGACUAGCGCCAAGGAAUCAGCGAGGAGGCACGACGAGAAAGAUAUAUGCAGCGACGAAGAAACACAUACAGACCACGUCGAUUCCUGCGAAGAGGGUAAAGAAUAUGACAACGAGAAGGACACGGGUGCGGACAGAGAUGACACUAGUGCAGAUAGAGAUGACACAAAUGCAGACAGAGAUGACGCGAUUGCGGACAAAGACAACGUUACGCACCGGACCAAGUUGCAAAAGCAGGGCAAUGUGGUACUGCGUCGCAAGUCAAAAACUAACCCCCUGUACCGCAAAAGUGGCGGCAGCAUCGGCGACAGUAGCGAGUCCGGUUCAGUGGACAUGGCGGUGCCGGCGGAGGGUGAGGGGGGGUUGCGGCCGAGCAAGUCCGACACUUCGCUCACGGACUCAUUCGUUGUGCUCGCUGCGCCCGAGCCCGCCCCGCCCCCCGCGCCACGCCCAGUCGCUGAACCUGCACCAGAGGGCGGUCAGUGGGUGCGUCGUCUGGUGCUGCGCGGCAAGCUGACGAUGCACACGGCGUUCGAGCGGCGCGACAACGCCACGCCCGCCGCCGUCACCGCGCUCGCUGCGGCGCGCUCCGGACGCGGUCUCGCGGUCGGCGACGGACGGGGACGGAUAUUCCGAUGGUCGGCGCCGGACAUGACGAGCGCUGCGGGCGCGAAGGGCGGCCCCGCGGACCACUGGAUUCGCGAUGACACCGCACCAUUCUGCACGCAAUGUCAGGUCCGCUUCACGGCUCUAGAGCGGCGGCACCACUGCCGCGAGUGCGGCGCGGUGUUCUGCGGCCGCUGCUCGCGGUACGAGGCGCCGGUGCGUCGCCUGCGUGCGCUGCGGCCCGUGCGCGUCUGCCAGCGUUGUCACGACAACAUACACGCCUCGCGGGAUUAAACGUUGCUACGAUAACCUCCACGACUCGCGCAGGUAGUAGGGUCGAUUCCGACCGCAACGCGACGCGUAGAUGCAUUUCUAAAUUUGUACGGAUUCGAAAGAUUUGCAAGACGUCUCACGCAAUUGUAAUUCUGUCAAUUCAGUACAAAUUUAGAAAUGCGUCUACGCGUCGCGUUGCUGUCUGAAGUGACCCUUAGACGGCGUUGCAAUGACAACGUACACGCCUCGCAUCGUUAUUCAGUGUUUCCAUGCCAAUAUCCACGCCUCGUGCGAUUAGACAGAGUUGUCAAGACAAAGUAUACGCUCCGCACGAUCAAACAGCGUGCGGUACCGUUGUCAUAACGACACAUGCGCAACAGCAUUCAAUACUUUAAAAUAUAAUGAUGUUAUUAUCUGGACGAAUAUACUUGUCUAUAUAGGUAUUACUCCGACUUGAUAUUUAAUCAACAAUCGCGCUCAAUAUAAUCCUUAAAAUAAAUAAUAAUCAAGAAUCCAAUAAUCACUUUUAACCCUUGAUGGAUUCGAUAUGGACUAUUUGUUGCAACUUGCAAGCAGUGUGGUCCAGCGAUUAACAUUAUUGUUAAAGAUUCUAUUUAAUAUACUUUGUCACAAAGUUAAAUCAUGUAUGGAAUGAAAAUUACCUAUCACUAUUUUAUUGAGAAGUAAUAACAAUCACCAUGGAGGCUGUUAAAAAAAUAAAAAGUUUCGGGCUAACAAAAAUGAGUAUUAAUGAAAUAAGUUAUAUGGUAGUGACCAUGACUAAUUUAUAAUAAAAGUAGCUGUUCC